This is a messenger RNA of Bacidia gigantensis, 1497 nucleotides long. RefSeq lists its product as uncharacterized. NCBI's taxonomy places the organism in Eukaryota, Fungi, Ascomycota, Lecanoromycetes, Lecanorales, Ramalinaceae. The transcript has 4 exons. Gene Ontology annotation, molecular function: metal ion binding. The record is from RefSeq and is a predicted model, not a curated record. The coding region runs from base 1 to 1497 and encodes 498 amino acids.
AUGGAUCCUAACUUCCGCGAGGAGUAUACACGGUUGCAGCAGGUGGACACUACAAGAGAUGCGCUUAUUGAAAGGAUGCUCAACGUAGUCGAAAAGCUCCAAACGGAGUACAGUACUGCGAAGCGUGAGCUCGAGCGAGCGAACAGUAAUACAGAUAUGUACUAUGAUCGCAGCAGAGAAUUUGAACGCCAGCUACGGUCGAUUGAGCGAACGGGAUUUCUAGACGACCUGAUUGAAAAUGGCGAAGCUGGCGGGCAAAAGGCUGCACAAAAUUUAAGAGCCGCUGUUAGCGAGCAUAUGCGAAAUGAUAUCGGCUUGCAGCAUGGCUUCGAUAUUGUGAUUUAUAUUUAUAUUAAUUUACGUGGGCUUACGAAAGCCUACUGCGAUAUUAGUCACAUUCUACAGUCAAGAGAUGACUUGGAUGGCUUCAUCCGUGGAUUUAAUAUGGGUCACCCGCUUGUCAACAUUAUCGAUGCCGGCAAUGGCAAAGAAUGUUCCGAUUCCAAAAUCAAAGAAUUGUUUCGACUCCACAUGGGCGAUAGUCAUUGUAAACAUCUAAUAUUCGGCGGCUCAGCCGACAACGGGUAUGCGAGACUACUCGGGCCUUACAGCGACGAUACCAACAGAGGCCGCAUUACCAUGCUUGAAGGAUCCCCAUUUGCACCAGAGCUCGCUCGACUCGCCCCAAAAUUCAAGCUCGCCAGAUUCGCCCAAGUCUUUCGCGCCACCAAGAUCAGCCCACGAUCAGCCGAUCCACGCCUGGUAUCACAACACGCAACAACAGCGCCAGUCGCACACAUGGGCUUCGGUACGAACGGCAUCUCCACUCAGCCCUCCACCUCUCCCCUCGCGACUCAAAGCGGUACCAAUGACAACAGACCGUCCUCCACUAGAACUCCACCCGGUUUCAACAACCCAUUUCCGCCUCUCCCAUCACAACAGAACGGCCACUCUCUACCCUCAUCCGUCAAACCCCUCAAAACCUUCACCCCAGCCUCCUCCAACAUCCUCAUCCCAACAAAACGCCGCUCCACCUCUCCCACGCACACACCUGCCCCCAUCCCCACCUCCGCCCUCAACAACCCCCCAAAGCGCCCCAUCUACCCCGAAUCCUUCAUCGGGCUCAACAUGCACAACCAGCGAAUCGACACGCCUUUGCACCCGUCCUCCGCCAUCGCCAACGCGCUCAAACCGCGCAAAAUGUGCAACAACUACCACCUGCGCGGCUACUGCGGCGCAGGGGCGCACUGUACAUACGAACACGGCAAUGUGUUGGCCGGGGAGGAGAGGACGGCGCUCCGGUUCCUGGCGAGGCAGGUGCCGUGUCAUAAUGGGUUGGAGUGCGAUGAUGCGGGGUGUUUCUUUGGGCAUAGGUGUGUUAAUGGGAUGAAGUGUAAGAUGUUGGGGUGUCGGUUUGGGAGGGAGAUGCAUGGGGUGGAGGAGGGGAUUGUGAAUUUGCCUGAGAGUGCGGGGGCAGGGGUGGGGAUGGUGCUUUAG